UGUACAGGUAUCAGUGUAGGACAACCUACCUGUGACAUACGGAUGUACUUACCUGUGUCUAUCCAAGACAUCUAGUUUACUCACCUGGAUACAAGAUUUGUUGUUUUUUAACCUGGAUUUAACUAGAUAGUACGGAUAUAAACGUUUGGUCACCUUGUGAAGUCAGCUGAUUGCAAUUUUUACCUGGAUUUAAACCGAUCGUGAUGAUUAAAAGCUGGGAUUACUGAUUGUACGAUGAUAGUAUUAAGGAUACCGUAGGAAGGGCCAGCUCCAGAGAGGUUGACCUCCGCACUCAGAGCUCUGCAUUGACACGGCAGAUGUGGCUACUUUAUGUUACAUUUGAGGAUUUUGUCUGCUUGAAGCAUCCUAACAAGUCCAAGGAACUAUUGACAACCAGUAUUGAUAUUGACGCCUACAUUUCUCUUGGCAGCAGUCCUGUGAGAAAACCACAACCGGUUACAAGCACGCCGAAGAAAAAAACCACUCGAUCAAAACGAGUUUUGUGUGAGGAUUUUAAAAACCAAGUUGGAUUUAAACCUAUUCAAGCUAAAGCGCGGUGCCCCACUCUUGUAGAUAAAGAGGCGAAUAACAAUAGGAGGUACAGCACUAGUGUUUCCUAUCAGAUAGCUAAAAUACAGUCGAUUGUGAAGAUUGAAACGCGAAACAAAACCAAGAACAAUCGGCAGAAACUCGAGCUUGAUGGUUCUAAAGUCGUAAAUUCAAUGGAGAUUGGCCAGUCCGAUCAGUGGAAUCGCGACCGAGAUAGAAUGCACGAUUUGAGAGAAGGGCGCUUCGCUAGUGUGGGGAGCACAGCCCAAGGUGCAUGUAGAUCACCGAGAUGUGUGAACGCUACUGAUAAGGCUGUUAAUUCGCGGGCCAUUGUCUCGGGAGCAGUGACGGAAUCACACGGGGUAUUGUUACGCGGAAGUGUACCGCGACAGAGCCAGAACAGUAGCACACUCGGUCCAAACAAUGGCCGGGUUCGGCGUUACAAUCCGCAGGUCGGGAUGGAAAAUAGGUGUCCCAGUCACACUGAUCGUCUUAAUCAGUCCCUAGAUCAGAUACAUGCUGUUGGUCGGUGUGUAAGAAACCCUGCACGGGUCGAAACAACUCAUAGUGGACCGAGAAUUGUGAACGUGCGGGCUCUCCAAGCCAUUACAGACAACGCUCUGCGCGAGGAUCCUUGUAUCACCAAUAAACUCAGCGUCCAGAGCAAGUGUUGGAACUCUCUCCGUCUACAGGGCAUCCUGCCGCUGGACAACAGUCGCUUUGACUUUGACACUGGACUUAUGAGUGAUCGCAUCAUGACGGACCCAUUACGUGUAUCAGUUAGACAUGACAUCUCAUUUAAUUCACAAGAUGGCGGAUACUUAAAUCCACGACCAGACAGUGUUGUGCCAAGGAGCAAACCCCCACAAACACUUUCACUGGACCGAGUUAAUAUGGCUGGACGAUCGGACAAAAAAAUUACGUCGACACCGGACGAUUCCGCUCAUGACGUCAGUGAGGAUAUUUUUCAUUCUAAUGAAUCGUCACCCGUUACGAUUUCAAGUGGAUAUGAAAGCGAUUCCCUCCACACGUGUGAGGCUGAUAUUGACCACAUUUUCUAUAAACGGAAUAAAGCCAACAACGCGCGUACCAAGGCGGAGAAAAUGGAGGGAGAUAACGAGCCAUUGACGGACUACUUUUCAAUGUCUGACUCUAAUCUUAACGCGGAAGUGACUGCGCCCCCUAACGGGGACAUCACUCCCACUUCCUUUCCUCAGACUGUCCUUUCAGGGAUGUCAGACAAUAAAGGAAAAGAUAAUUCUGUGCCAAAGGAUUUAAAAGCUAAUUCCAAAUGUCGGAAGCUGAAGCAAGAUAAAGUGCCUACACCCCAGCAGGGGAAUAGUGCUGUGUUUUCUCCUAAAGAGAGAAACAGUUACCAGCUGACUAAGGUAGCAAGGUCAAUGUUCGAGAUAAUCCACGACCUUCAGAACGAAGAAAAUGCAGCUGAAGGUAAAAAGAAAGGGAAGAAACCUCGCAGAAACACGCCUCCUUUAAAACCCGAAAGGUUGAUAGGAGACAACCCCAACAUUCCUUCGUCAUCAUCAAGCGAUACCACUCCUACUAACACAUGCACAAAAACAGGUCUGGGUCAAGAACAAUUUCAAGGUAAAAGAAAAGCCCAAAACCAAAGUGACAAUACAUUUUCAAACGUGAAUCGGGUUCCCCAACCUAAACAUUUCGACAGAGUGGUUGGCAAUCCGCCGAAGGUGUCAGUACGGUGUUUAAGGCGCCCCCUUGGGGCAGAUCCCUCUGACUUUGACCGCCAUGCGGCACUGCCACAUUCAGACAGUGCACGUGCUUCAACAAAUGAAAAUCCUCCAACAAGUGUUGGACAAACGAGCUAUUUGGAGGAGGACACUAGUGCUGCAGUUAAUGACAAUUCAACAGUGCAUUGGGAGGGAAGCGGAAGUGAUGUGCACCCUUUUCACCCAAAGGUACCCGAAAACGCGACCGAUCCUCACGUGGCCAUGAUCAAUCAAAACUGGACUACCAAUAUAAAUGACUGUAUGCCUUAUGCUACGACACGGCUUCCUGGGUGUCAAACACCUAAAAGAGAUCCCGAGGACAAUCACGUGUACGAAACAAUACCUGGGGAUGAAAUGCUGCCCUACGAAGAACACAUGCGCCUGCGCAUGAAUGGUAUUCCGGUAAAGUUGCAGCGUUUACACCCAGACUGCCCUUUUGUGCCGUACCAUCCUCCCGCUCUCCCCGCGAGGAAUGAUAAUAGAAUGCCCAAGUCUAGUGCCUUUAUGAACUCCAGUUUUAUCAUGCAUACUCAACCCUUUGUGCCUCAGAACCUCAUACAGUGUCCAAGAAAUCCCAGGACACAUUCACAAUCAUUUGUACCUCAGUUUACGUCACUUCAGGCUAAUCACCAUGGGGUGCUGUUAAACGCCCCGCAACAACAGAAUAUUAACCAAAUGGGAGUAAGUGGCACGUGUGCUUCGUCUGUCAGUAUCAAUUCUUCCAAAAAACAACCAAAACAACGUCCGACGUCACAGGAACUUCCGGUUAGACCACAUUGUUAUAAGCAAAAACGUCCCGUGUCAGAACAAUUAUCUCAAGCACACAAAGCUCCUGCUCAGCGGCGUCUGCAGCUCUUACAGAAACAACAGCUGAUUAGACAGCAACAGCAGCUGCAACUGCUCCAACAAAAACAGGAGUUAGAUAAGCAGCAGAAAAUAUUGCAACAAAAACAGCAACAACAUGAGAAACAACAGCAUCAAAAACAACAAUAUUUACUAAUGCGGGACUUUAAUUCUAAUGUUCCAGAAAGGGCUAGCUUUAGUGUGACGUCGACACAUCACCAUGUCAACAAGUCAAGGUCAAGGGCAAACUCAUGGGACGGUUAUGGCAGUUUGGAUCUCCGCAAGAUAAAUGACAACAUGUCUUUGAGUAAAGGAGCAUCCAAACUAUCGACCUCUGACCUUUUGGAUUAUAUUGAUGACAUCAAACAACCUCCACCGAAACGACGGGAAAACUUCUACCUUCUUCUGUCGAACAGACAAAACCGUGCUGAUUUCUCGGAAUCAUUAGAAAUCGAAUCUAAACUGAAAGACUUGGGAAUUAAUGUGAAUCAGGUAAAGUGUGGCGAGUUUGUGGAUGAGGAUGGUUACACGACCAUGGACGGUCCGCCAUUAGACUUUUGUAUCGAGACAGGACCUCAGUUUCUUCAAUCUACUUACGUGUGAUGAAAGCCAUCAUGUGUUUUGUAGGUUUUGUCACCUCUAUCACAUACAAAUCAUACACAUUUACCUUGUGCAAUUUUUGCCACUUGACAAAUACGUGCAAUGACGUCACUUGGCAUGACAAAUGGAUGCUUUUGAUAUUAUUUAUCUGAAUAGAUAAAAUACCACCGUUUUGUUACUGAUACUGAUCUCAAAAUAUUUUACUGCAUUUCGUAUGAAUUUCGUUUGUGAGAGAUGUAUGACCUUGGGAAUAUGCAAUUAAAUAAGAUUUUCGUGGCUGUAAAAAUAAUAUUUAGCAUUAUCUUUGGCUUGUCACGUGACCUUUAUUGAAAUAAGUGUGUGAUAGACUUUCGACCUCGGCUGUACACAAGGAGAGGCUCAGUCGUUAUGACCGGCAGGGAAAAAGUGCUGACUUUCAUUCACCUAACAUAAGCUUGUCUCGAGGAACUCUUUAAUCUGUCUUAACUCGAGUCGUAAGACCAUCAAUGAAAACAGACCCACAGAUUACAAGAUAGUAACACUGAAAAGAAUCAUUUUAAAACUAGUGCUCAAAGUUUUAAAUGUGUACUUUUGAAUUGAAACUGACUUUAUGAACAGCAGAGCCGGAGGGAAAGCUUACUUUUACAUACAGGACUUGACUGUUUAUCCUUUUGUUUCCUGGAUGAUUUAAACUGCAGUAGGUAAUUAAAGUCAAACGGUUUAAGCAGAGAGCUACGUGAGGUAUAAGCCAAGUAGACCCGUUUGUGACAUGAUCCAACAUGUGAUCUGUGGGAAUGGGCGCUACUCGAUUGGUGUGAGAGGGAAAAGAAUUAUUAUUUAUGAAAGAGAGUGGACAUUUCGAAACUUCCUUAAAAUGAUUGUUUGAUAUGGCAUGUUCAUAUACAUUUUUUUUACAAAUGUAUGAAAAUGAUUAAAAAUGUU
Messenger RNA from Mizuhopecten yessoensis (Yesso scallop), 4658 nucleotides. RefSeq lists its product as uncharacterized. The record is from RefSeq and is a predicted model, not a curated record. The coding region runs from base 318 to 3740 and encodes 1140 amino acids. Lineage: Eukaryota; Metazoa; Mollusca; Bivalvia; Pectinida; Pectinidae. The transcript is spliced from 2 exons.